Molecule: messenger RNA, 2388 nt
Organism: Vigna angularis (adzuki bean)
Lineage: Eukaryota; Viridiplantae; Streptophyta; Magnoliopsida; Fabales; Fabaceae
Product: exocyst complex component EXO70B1
Exons: 1
Coding region: 58-2082 (674 amino acids)
Biological process (GO): exocytosis
Cellular component (GO): exocyst
Molecular function (GO): phosphatidylinositol-4,5-bisphosphate binding
Source: RefSeq, a predicted model, not a curated record
UCUAUUUCGCCGAGGAGUAAAACAUAACCGUCGUCUCCGUAACUAACUACCUUCAUCAUGGAGAAUAAUAACAACGCUGGUGACACGCUGCAUCCACCCGGUGCUAAACAUGACGGUGCCGCCGCCCAAGCCAACCCGUUGUCCCCGACGCGGCAUGGUCAGGCGGAGGAGGAGCAUAAGAAAGAAGAAGCCGCCGCGUCUACUCCGACAAGCCUCGAGAAACUUGCUCAAGAGAUUGACCAAUUCGCCAGGAGACUAAAAACCGAUGGAAAUGCGCACAACUUUGAGAUUCCUGAAUUCACUGAGAGAUACUUGGAUCUCGUGGAAGAGAAGAUAAUGAAAUACGACGCGGGUGAAGGUAAACCGAGAUGGGGUGAGGUGUCGGAUGAAGAUUCGUGGUUGUUAAACAAUGCGAAUAGGUUUUCAAAACUGAUGACAUUGGUGACUGGUAAUUAUCCUGAUCAUGAACCGGAGAAGAUCAGCGGUGCACAAGUCUCGAUGAUGAACCGCAUUUCCUCAAUCCACCAGCGUUUGAUGACGUAUUUGGAGGAGGACUUCCGGUUUCUGAUGGAAGAAUCAAGAAUCCCAACCGAAUUGGAUCCCGGAGGAUAUAAUCAGAACAGCAUCGAUACCAAAGGAAAACAACACAUGGCGGCAUUUGAACAACAACAAGAGGUGGCGCAAGAACAAGAUGGUUUGGAACAAGACACGAAUUUCCCGGGGUACUCCGAGGAGACAAUUACCAGCCUAAGUAAGAUCGCCAGCGAGAUGUUAUUCGGCGGCUACGAAUCGGAAUGCUGCCAGGUGUACAUCAUCUCGCGGAGGAACGCCUUCGAGGAGAUUAACCAGAAGUUAGCGUUAGAGAAAAUCAGCAUCGACGAGAUGGUGACGAAGGUGCAGUGGGAGACUAUGGCCAGGGACAUGAUCCCUGCCUGGAUCAACACGCUCAAGCAGUACGCGGGAGUGUACUUCCCCGGCGAGCGAAAGCUGACCGAGGCUGUGUUCGCAAACAACCAGGCCGUGGCGGCGGGACUCUUCAGCAGCCUCUCCCGCGGCGUUGUGAUUCAGCUUCUCAACUUCGCGGAGGGCGCCGCCAUGACGAAGCGAGCCGGAGAGAAGCUCUUCAAGCUCCUGGACAUGUACGAGAGUCUCUGCCAGGUGAUCCCCAGCGUGGCCAGACUCUUUCCAGAAGAGUCCAUUGAGGAGAUAAAGACAGAGAUGAACCUUGCCAAGUCCCGACUUGGGGAGGCAUCCAUCCACAUCUUCUGCGACCUGGAGAACCAGAUUAAAUCGGAGACAGCGAAAAACGCCGUCCCCGGUGGCGCAGUGCACCCCCUCACACGCUACAUCAUGAACUAUCUAAACAUAGCAGGGGACUACAAGGAAACCCUUGAGCAGGUUUUCAGGGAGCACACGACGAGGGACCGUUCGGGUUCCACAAGCAAGCAUGCGGAGCAGAAGAAUGAGGGAUCUUGGGACAACGAAACACCAUCUCCAUUCGCAAAACAGACGCUGAGGGUGAUGGACCUGCUAGACUCGAGCCUGGAGGGGAAGGCGCGUCUGUACAAAGAGGUGGCGCUUAGCAACUUCUUCAUGAUGAACAAUGGGAGGUACAUUCUGCAGAAGAUAAAGAGUUCUAAGGAGAUGAGCAAGGUGAUGGGCGACAACUGGAUCAGGAAGAAGUCCUCGGAGCUGAGAAACUACCACAAGAACUACCAGAGGGAGACGUGGAACAGGGUGCUGCAGUGUCUGAACCACGAAGGGUUGACCGUGAAUGGGAAGGUUCACAAGCCGGUGCUGAAGGAAAGGUUCAAGAGCUUCAACUCUUUGUUCGACGAGAUUCACAAGACGCAGAGCUCGUGGGUAGUGAAGGACGAGCAGCUGCAGUCGGAGCUGAGGGUUUCCAUCUCUGCAGUGAUUAUCCCUGCGUACCGAUCAUUCGUUGCGAGGUUCGCCCAGACUUUUGACCCGGGGAGACAGACAGAGAAGUAUAUAAAGUACCAAGCUGAAGACAUUGAGACUUACAUUGAUGAGUUGUUUGAAGGGAAGCCUCACCAGUCAAUCGGAAAAAGGAGAACAUAAUUAACCAACCUACCAAAUUCCCUCCACACAGUACAUAUCGUUUUACCCCACUUUCAUCUUUACGUUAUAUUACGUAUAUUUUUUCAAUUUUACUGUGAAGCAAAAGUAAAUAAAAGUCCAAAACAGCAGAAGAAGAAGAUGGAUGAAGAUGAUGUAUGAUGCUCAAAGGAAGUUAGUUAAAGCGUGCUGUGCGGAGCAGUGCAAUGCACGUAGCCUGCAUGUUGAAAUCAUGAACUAUUAUUUUGCUUUGGUGAUGCUCUUAUUUUAUUAGAAGAUGCAGAGUGUUCUUGUGAAUUGUUUUUGCUU